This is a messenger RNA of Brugia malayi, 1260 nucleotides long. RefSeq lists its product as uncharacterized. Gene Ontology annotation, cellular component: heteromeric SMAD protein complex. NCBI's taxonomy places the organism in Eukaryota, Metazoa, Nematoda, Chromadorea, Rhabditida, Onchocercidae. The record is from RefSeq and is a predicted model, not a curated record. Gene Ontology annotation, molecular function: DNA-binding transcription factor activity, RNA polymerase II-specific; I-SMAD binding; RNA polymerase II cis-regulatory region sequence-specific DNA binding. The transcript is spliced from 9 exons. Gene Ontology annotation, biological process: BMP signaling pathway; anatomical structure morphogenesis; SMAD protein signal transduction. Bases 1 to 1260 code for a protein of 419 amino acids.
AUGGAUUUAUUGACUCGUGGUAACAACGAAACAAAGUCAUAUUUGCAUGAAAAGAUGUGCGGUACACCAUCGUCCUCAUCUAACUGCUAUCGGAAUAAGACAAUCGCAACCCAACAGACGUGGCAUCUGCUUACAGCAGUCGAAGUAGGAGAUUCGGAGCAGCAGUCGUCGUCUACUCCAAUGGAUUACCAGGAACAAAUAGGUGAAACAACCUCUAAUGCUCAGACGAAAACUGAACCUGGAACGAUGAGUUCUAUUUAUUAUUUUGGUGCCGACAAUCAACUGUUAAAUUGCACUCCCAACACUGCUUCUAAAUGUUCUGGUCAGACACUUCAGCAGUUAAGCACAUCCAUGCAAGAUCUGCAACAGCAGGGAGAAGAUGUACAAGUCCGUUCAGCGUGUGCAUCGACAGUAUCACGUUUGUCAGCUGGGCAGGGAAAUUGCAUUUCGUACUCCACACAACAAAUAGCACCGAUAAGUGGAAUGCCAGCUCAUAAUUCUUCUGCAUCCAGCAGCAAUCAAAAUUCACUUGCUCAGAUAUUGUACAUGAGAAAUCAUAGACCACGGAUACAACCUCAUAUUCGACCCAAGGCAGUAAAAAUCAUUCAAUUCCAGCCAUCGGAUGUCGCAGCAAAUGUGAAAGAUUAUCCACCCGCGGCACCAGUACCAGAAGCAUGGUGUCAUGCCUAUUAUUAUGAACUUAAUCAACGAAUCGGUGAGCCUUUCAAAGGUGGUACUUCUCAUGUUAUUGUUGAUGGUUUCUGCGCACCAUCUGAAGCAGAAAGGUUCUGUUUGGGAGCUUUGGCUAAUGUUAAUAGAAAUCCUGGAGUUGUGAAUGCUAGACGUCAGAUUGGACGUGGUGUUAGGAUUUUUCGUCAGGAUGAAGAUGUUUAUGCAGAAUGUCUGAGUGAAGCACCAGUAUUCAUUCAAAGUCCCAUACAUGCUGUGAAAUCUCAUGACCAUCCGGCUACCGUUUAUAGACUGCCGUCAGGGCAUAUUAUGCAAGUUUUUGAUAACGAAUCAUUUGAAACUUUGUUAGCUCAGUCAACGAGCCAAGGCUUCCACGCCGUUUAUUCCCUACAGCGAAUGUGCCAUAUGCGAAUAAGUUUUGUGAAAGGUUGGGGUGAGCAGUACAAGCGACAGACAAUAACGUCAACACCCUGUUGGGUGGAAAUUCAUUUAGCCAUACCGUUACAAAAGCUUGAUCGUGUUCUGAGCCAGAUCCCAGGUCCUAAUGAUCCCAUUCACAGUUUUACAUAA